GAAAACUUCCAUCGAAGAACCCACCAAAACUUGUUUUCCCCUCCCUCUCGUUCUCCGGUUUUCAACAACAAGAGAUAGGAGAGAGAAAAUGGAGAGCAAAAGCCUAUUCUCAACUUGGCAAGUGUUUUCUCUCUCCUCAAUUCUUGGAUGGGUGAUUGCUUCUUCUCUCCUCGACCUCACCCGCCGUCUCCGAUCACUGAUUCAGCCAUGGAUCACUCGCCGAGUUCAAUCCGAUACCACUCUCAUCCUCCAUAUUCAGAGGUGCCGUCAUGGGUAUUUGGACAACCUCUUCUCUGUGCUCUCUUGUGUUGUUUCAGUGCCUUUUUAUACUGGCUUUUUGCCCCUGCUCUUUUGGAGUGGACAUAGCAAAUUGGCAAGACAGAUGACUUUGUUGAUGGCUUUUUGUGAUUAUAUCGGGAAUUCUAUUAAGGACAUGCUUUCUGCUCCUAGACCUAGCUGUCCUCCGGUGAGAAGAGUGACGGCUACUGAGGAUGAGAAAGAAAAUGCAAGGGAAUAUGGAUUACCAUCUUCUCACACAUUAAACACUGUUUGCCUCUCCGGAUAUUUGUUGCAUUAUGUGACAACAUGUGACCCCGAAGGAGAUGGCACAAAACUUUUCAUUGGUUUCUCAUUGGUUUUCAUUCUCGUUCUGCUUAUUAGCAUAGGGAGGAUUUACUUGGGUAUGCACAGCUUGAUUGAUGUAGUAGCUGGAUUUGUCCUUGGGCUUGUUAUUCUUUCCUUCUGGCUCAUCGUUCAUGGACUUAUUGAUGAUUUCAUCGUUUCUGGGCAAAAUGUUACGUACUUCUGGGUUGGCCUCUCUUUCCUCCUGUUUUUUGCCUAUCCUACACCAGAGUUCCCGACACCAAGUUUUGAAUACCACACAGCGUUCAAUGGUGUUGCAUUUGGAAUUGUCAGCGGAAUCCAACAAACUUAUCGGCAUUUUCACCACGAGAGCAUUCCACAUUUAUUCAGUCCUCAGUUAACCCUUCCAACUUUCAUGGGAAGGGUAAUGCUCGGCAUCCCCACCAUGCUCAUCGUCAAGUCGUGUAUCAAGGCAAUAUCUAAAUGCUUGCUUCCAAUCUUCUGCAAUACUUUGGGAAUCCCUGUAAAGUCAUCAUGUUACGUUCCAGCACUUAAAGAGUUUGAUAAAAGCAAGAAUAAGUCUGAUGGUAAGAUACGCAGUUUGGCAUUGAUUCUCCAGGGUAGAACGUACGAUAUUGAUACAGGAAUAAGGUUUCUGCAGUAUGCUGGCCUGGCUUGGUCGGUUGUUGAUUUGGUACCAUCGAUCUUUUAUCAUGUUAAUUUGUAGGAGCUUUGUGCUAUUUUUUCAGUUAUACUUGCAGAGAGCAUUUCUACUCCGUUCUUAUUGCUGUGUUAUACAUUCCGGCAAAAGAGGUGUUUUUCCAAAGUGUUGAUUUUCAGUGUUUUUCUAGAACAUAAUUUUCUUGUAACCGAUAAAGAGCAGUGAUGGGAAAACCUGCGAUCUGUACAACUUGAGAGAAGUUUCGAGCCAUCAACUGGAGUUGUACCCAACAUUGAACAAAGAGGACCAAGGAAUACAUGAGAAAUUCGCCUGCCCUAUAAAUGGGUUAAACAAGUGCUAUAGGAAUUACAUGAACGUGAUGAAACAUUAAUAGUUCUAGCUGGAAUUUCUAACCUACAUUUUUCCAUCCUGUCAUAGUUAUACUUAACCGACUAAGAAUUAGUUCGAACCUUUGUUAACGUCAUCUUCC
Molecule: messenger RNA, 1733 nt
Organism: Asparagus officinalis (garden asparagus)
Lineage: Eukaryota; Viridiplantae; Streptophyta; Magnoliopsida; Asparagales; Asparagaceae
Product: lipid phosphate phosphatase delta-like
Exons: 8
Coding region: 89-1309 (406 amino acids)
Cellular component (GO): endoplasmic reticulum membrane
Molecular function (GO): sphingosine-1-phosphate phosphatase activity
Source: RefSeq, a predicted model, not a curated record